UUAAACAGUUUUCAGAAAGACUUUAAGUAAAACAAUACUAUACUGACUGUCCCAAAGUAAUUUGUGUGUGUUGUACUUUCCUUUCAUGUCGUUUUUUUCAAGGUGUCCUCAAUAACAUAACAUGAAAUUAAGGUUGGGCUUUUGACAUAAGGGUGGAAACACACCUGACACAACUGACUUAAAGUAACAACAAAAAGACAGCAACUGUGAUAUUUUGCCAACAAAAUGUCGUUAAAGCCACAGCUUCCAAAUGUCUCCGUAGAGACGGAAAAAUACAGUCGGGUUUAUUCAAGGGCGAUUAAAAAUGUGUGCAUGUUUAUACAUAAAACAACAGGAUUUUGGCUUUGCUUAACCUCUGAACCCAAAUCAUAAAUAGAAUGAGUAUUCUGUGAGCUUGCAAUGGACAGGUGAAUCAGAAAGAUGAGUCACAGAUAUAUUUCAUAAUGGUUUCCCGGCACCGCAAGCCCUUCUUCAAAGAGACUGUUUUCAUUGUUCCCAUGACAACUUAAAAAAAAAAAAGGCAUGAUGAAAAUUCAUCGGCUCCUAUUGAGCAUGGCUGUUUCUAUAGCAACAGGAGGAGAGAGACUGGAUGAGUAAGAGGCAGGAGCUACGAGUGUGUGAGAAUGAACAUGUGUGUGUAAGAAAGACAGAAAGAGUACUUAUUGUCUAUCUGAUUUCCUUUUCUGGGAACUCAACAGAAUCCACCUGUUCCUCCUCUAAACCCCACCCCCUUAGCCCAUGCACACACUUUCACACAACUACAUCCAACCCCCCACCCCCCUUCCAUCGGGCAUGCAGCGCUCCUUGGCUUCCCACCAUUUUUGUCAGUGUGUCUUUGCACCUCCUCCCCCCUCCACCAUGGAUUUCCUCUCAGAGAGGGAGCGUGUGGUGUGUAAUCAGAUGACAACGACUGAUAAUCCAGCAAUACACCCACUCUGUCCUGUUCACUUAGAGCGGAGCGAGAGAGCACGGGUGCAGGAGAGGAAAGAAGUAAAGGAGGCGGGAGCUGUCUGGGCAGAAGGGAAGGAGACGAGAGGAGGAAGUGGGAGAAAUUUCACUAUGGAGGAAGAACAACGUCCUACAUCUGAGAUCUACCUCCCAAGCAUCAGUCUUGGAUCUGUUGACGCUGAAACAGUGGAUGACCAUGAGCUGCCAAUAAUUUCUUUAUCAAAAAGCUCAACCGAAAUGGUGAGUGGACCUCCACAAAGAACAGAGCUGGCAUGGUAUCGCCAGAACUUGCGCAAGAGCGUCAGCAGCGCAGCAUGCACUCAAAGACCUGUCAGUCUGGGUGGACCAGCGACAGGAGUUUUUGAACAUGAACAAGGGAGUAUUUGUAGUGGCAACAGCACACCUGAGACUGUAAUCUGGCAUGGAGGAACUGCAGGAUCUUGGAGCGUCAUGGAGGACUCGCCCAGAAGGACUCCAACACAAGAUCUAUUCCUGGGGCAAAAUCAGGUCCACAGUGGUGUGAAGUGUGUACCACACUCUCCAUCCACAAAUAGAGAUUUAAGGAUUAAGGGUUUGGUGUGCAAAGAGGGAUGCUGCCGAUUUUGUGGACCUGCAGAGAACCUGACGGGAUGCAGCUGUUGCAGAGUGGCUUGCCAAAUGAGUUCUUCGGGUCUAAAUAACAGCUACACUCCACAGGGAGUGAAUACAGAAGACCAUGUUCAGAGCAACUGUGAAAGCCAUCAUUUAACUGCAUGCCAUAGAUCUACCUGUUCUGGUCACAUGAUGAACACUGCCUGUUUGAGAAACCCUUGCAGUGUUAUUCCAUGCCCUGGACAUUUCAUAUCACGACCUCCUUGUACAGGAAGCCCCUGUGCAGGACAAAGAUCAUUGCUCCAUUCAGGCUUGCUUGGUUUUCCACCACUUGUGUCCUCAGUCAGUGAGACCAGACUUGACAGCAGAAGUACAGUCCAUUGCUGUGGAUCCGAGUUAAGGGGACAGAACUCCUCCUGCCUCAGACUAGAUCGUAAAGGCCAGACUACUCUUAACAGGACAGUCAAAGAUGCCACUACCAUGACUUCUGACCAUCAGCUCAAAGAUGCUGGUGUGCAGACCAUUUCUAAUUCCCUUGUUUCCUCUCUUUCUCACGUGUUUCCUGAAAUUAGUUUGAGAGCUGAUCCUACCUCAGAAGCACAUUUGACCACAGAGCACAUGUGUCAUAGGACCCCUGUGAAAGAAGUGGAAUGGGAUGCUGAGGGUAUGACCUGGGAGGUGUAUGGUGCAGCUGUGGACCCUGAAGAGCUUGGCUUGGCAAUCCAAAAGCAUCUGGAACUUCAGAUCAAAGAGACGGCAGCCGCUGCAGCUGCGGCUGCUCAAACCGAAGACUCCACAGAUAACAUCAGCAACCUAGCACUGCAGUCCAGGCCUCGGAAGAAAAGCGAAGGCAUUAUAAGAACCCUGCGUAGUUCAGCAUGUUGCUCUAACCCAAGUACUGUGGGCGACUGAAACAAUCAACGUUGGGCCCUAGCUUGCCUUAUUGGUAUGUGGUGCCUGGUUUAGGUGUAAGGAAAAGUACUUUUACCAUAAGGUGGAAAUGCACCCGAACAUACCAGGCUAUUUGUCCUUUAAAUAACAUCUAAAUAUAUAAAAUAUUGUCUGGUUUGUUGAAGUUAUAAAGGCUCAACAGUUGGAAUAAUAGUGCGGUGCAAGCUAAUGUUGCAAAGAGAUACCAUUAAAAGUUUACAGAUUAUGGUGUUCAACCUUCACACAUGGCCUUGUCCCUGUCUUGACUUUUAAAAAACCUUCAAAAUUCUCUUUUUGGCCAAAAACAACACAAUUUUUAAAACCCAAAGUAUAUUUAAAAUAUAUCUGGUUUCACUUGUUAUAUUUAAACAAGCAAACAGCAGGUUAAUGCAAAUUAACUAGUGAGAUAUGACAGAUACUCUAAGACAGGGGUCUCAAACUCAAUUUACCUGGGGGCCGCAGGAGGCAAAGUCUGGGUGAGGCUGGGCCGCAUAAGGGAUUUCACAAAAAAAAAGACCUCAAAUGUCAUUAUUAACAGUUUUAAUUAUUUCUUCUGAACAUGAAGUGUCCUG
This is a messenger RNA of Danio rerio (zebrafish), 3041 nucleotides long. Lineage: Eukaryota; Metazoa; Chordata; Actinopteri; Cypriniformes; Danionidae. The record is from RefSeq and is a predicted model, not a curated record.